Molecule: messenger RNA, 3077 nt
Organism: Ruditapes philippinarum (Manila clam)
Lineage: Eukaryota; Metazoa; Mollusca; Bivalvia; Venerida; Veneridae
Product: cell death abnormality protein 1-like
Exons: 17
Coding region: 747-3077 (776 amino acids)
Source: RefSeq, a predicted model, not a curated record
CAUGGCGAUUCACACACGACUUAUAUCAUUAAUUAGUAGCAAAAACGUUUGAGCUGACGAUGUAAUGCCAUGUGAAAUUGGUUCCGGAAGUUUUGUUUCAAGUAGUCCAGACUCAUUAGUUACAAUAUACUCUUACACUUCCUCCCCUCAAAUACAAAUACUUCACAGACGGACAAAAGUUAAAGACCUAAAAUGCACUUAAUUACAUCGAACCGUAAACAUUUUCGUAAGGAGCGUUUACAUAUUUUCAUAACCUUCUUUUAACAAGGUAAUAGAUAGUAUCUAAAGUGUUGCGUUUCAUUUUAAGGAAGUAUUAAAAGAUGUAAAUAGUGGGAGACGAUUUGUGAGUUAAAAUUUUAAAAGUCAAUAUUUUUACACCGUAAGUCGGUAUAUCUGAUUUGAAAAGUUAAAACAAAUAUGGAGCAUAUCAAAUUUAUGAUAACAAGUUUCUUUUAUCUAUAGAUACCGUGGAUGUCACGUGUGAACUAAAACAGGAAGUUUGAAACUGAAAUGUUUGACGUGAUAUCUAUUAAACAAGCAGAGAAAAACAAAUACACUGUAUCAAAGCUGGAAUUAAUUAAGUAAUUAAUUAGUUUUAUAAAGUGAGUUUCUUCCCGCGAAAAAUUUGAAAGUUGAAGGCAAUAUAAAAACAAUAGAAGUAAUUAAUGACACGGAUAUAGAAGAAAAUGUGACACCAUUGUUAAUCUUGGACUGAUUUUGUAGAUAUUUCCGAAAAGAGGUUAAAGAUGACGAGGCAUUCUUAUUUUUGCGUGACAAUUGUAGCAGUUUUGGUUUCUUUUACAGAAACAGCAACAACGCCAAAUGUAACAACAACAAAUGCCAAUACAACACAAAAAACACCGAGUGUCACUACAGUAAAAACGACUACUACUUCAGAACCAACAGUAACAACAGUUAUGAGCUCAACAACCCCUGCUAAGAUUAACUAUGGCUACUCAUGCAAAAGUGAAAAUCCAGCUGACCAAUGUGUGACAAAAAACGCAGUAUGUAAGGAACAAGCAUGUACCUGUGACUCAAAUCGGUAUUUUAUUAAUGCGUCCAAUGAGUGCGCACUAAAGAUUAACUAUGGCAACACAUGCAACAGUGAAAUUCAAGCAGACCAAUGUGAUACAGGGAAUGCAUCAUGUAUAGAAGAAAAAUGUUCCUGUGAAUCAAAUCGCUAUUUUGUAAAUGCGUCAAAUGUAUGCGAACUAAAAAUAAACUUUGGCGAUCCAUGCAAGAGUGAAAUUCCAGAAGACCAAUGUGUGACAGAAAACGCUGCAUGUAUAGAACAAAAAUGUUUAUGUGACUCAACUCGUUAUUUUGUUAAUGCGUCAAAUGUAUGCGAACUAAAGAUUAACUAUGGCAAAACAUGCAACAGUGAAAUUCCAGCAGACCAAUGUGAUACAGGGAAUGCAUCAUGUAUAGAACAAAAAUGUUCCUGUGAAUCAAAUCGCUAUUUUGUAAAUGCGUCAAAUGUAUGCGCACUAAAAAUAAACUUUGGCGAUCCAUGCAAGAGUGAAAUUCCCGAAGACCAAUGUGUUACAGAAAACGCUGCAUGUAUAGAACAAAAAUGUUUAUGUGACUCAACUCGUUAUUUUGUUAAUGCGUCAAAUGUAUGCGAACUAAAGAUUAACUAUGGCAAAACAUGCAACGGUGAAAUUCCAGCAGACCAAUGUGAUACAGGGAAUGCAUCAUGUAUAGAACAAAAAUGUUCCUGUGAAUCAAAUCGCUAUUUUGUAAAUGCGUCAAAUGUAUGCGCACUAAAAAUAAACUUUGGCGAUCCAUGCAAGAGUGAAAUUCCCGAAGACCAAUGUGUUACAGAAAACGCUGCAUGUAUAGAACAAAAAUGUUUAUGUGACUCAACUCGUUAUUUUGUUAAUGCGUCAAAUGUAUGCGAACUAAAGAUUAACUAUAGCAAAACAUGCAACAGUGAAAUUCAAGCAGACCAAUGUGAUACAGAGAAUGCAUCAUGUAUAGAAGAAAAAUGUUCCUGUGAAUCAAAUCGCUAUUUUGUAAAUGCGUCAAAUGUAUGCGCACUAAAAAUAAACUUUGGCGAUCCAUGCAAGAGUGAAAUUCCAGAAGACCAAUGUGUGACAGAAAACGCUGCAUGUAUAGAACAAAAAUGUUUAUGUGACUCAACUCGUUAUUUUGUUAAUGCGUCAAAUGUAUGCGAACUAAAGAUUAACUAUAGCAAAACAUGCAACAGUAAAAUUCAAGCAGACCAAUGUGAUACAGAGAAUGCAUCAUGUAUAGAAGAAAAAUGUUCCUGUGAUUCAAAUCGCUAUUUUGUUAAUGCGUCAAAUGUAUGCGAACUAAAAAUAAACUUUGGCGAUCCAUGCAAGAGUGAAAUUCCAGAAGACCAAUGUGUGACAGAAAACGCUGCAUGUAUAGAACAAAAAUGUUUAUGUGACUCAACUCGUUAUUUUGUUAAUGCGUCAAAUGUAUGCGAACUAAAGAUUAACUAUGGCAAAACAUGCAACGGUGAAAUUCCAGCAGACCAAUGUGAUACAGGGAAUGCAUCAUGUAUAGAACAAAAAUGUUCCUGUGAAUCAAAUCGCUAUUUUGUAAAUGCGUCAAAUGUAUGCGCACUAAAAAUAAACUUUGGCGAUCCAUGCAAGAGUGAAAUUCCAGAAGACCAAUGUGUGACAGAAAACGCUACAUGUAUAGAACAAAAAUGUUUAUGUGACUCAACUCGUUAUUUUGUUAAUGCGUCAAAUGUAUGCGCACUAAGACCCAAUUUGACAUCCAACGAGACUCUUUUCUUACCUUUAAAUGGGAGUGUAAGUACAAAUGCCUUUACGGUGGUUUGGUUAUCGUCAAGCAUCACAUUUAAAUUCAUUGUGUAUGCAAAUGGAAAGCGUUUUCCUUCCUAUCCACCAAUAAACAGUGUGACGAUCGACGACCUUAACUCUGGAACCUUAUAUCAUACAAAAGUAAAAAUUCAGGUGAACGGUAUUGAGAGUGAGGACGCCUACGAAAAAGAUAUUUAUACAAGUAAGUUUCAACCAAAUCAUAAUAUCAAGGUUCUCAAUAAGCAAUCAAAAUCAGUCAUAAUAAUGGUAAUCUUAAUUUAA